Ostreococcus tauri is the source of this 933-nucleotide messenger RNA. Its product is annotated as unnamed product. The record is from RefSeq and is a predicted model, not a curated record. Bases 1 to 933 code for a protein of 310 amino acids. The transcript has 3 exons. NCBI's taxonomy places the organism in Eukaryota, Viridiplantae, Chlorophyta, Mamiellophyceae, Mamiellales, Bathycoccaceae.
AUGAACACGUUGAGAUGGAAAUUCGUCAUCCCGAUGAGCGCCACAGGAGCCUUAGCCGCCACUGUCGUGGCGCCGAAGAGCACUGUCAAACUCACUCGCUUACUGGACUCGUUCUUUGCAGAGAGUUGGACCCUACUCGUUGCGUCAUUCAUGAUGUUCUUUAGCGUGGUAUGGUUCAUCAUCCUUGAAACAGAGAGUUUCAGCCGAAUUCGAGUCUUGUUUGACUCCAGACCAUGGCGAAACACGCCUGAUAUAAUGGAGGACACAUCUUCGUCAGAGGAAUUCAAGUCAAAAAUAUGUUGUCCAUUUACAGGAGAGGAUGCGCACGGUACAUGUCCAAUCUGCCACUCAAUCGUGUCGUACGCUGGUUACUAUCACGGUGAUCCACCGAUGCUGCACACAAUUAUCGGUGACUCUAUACUUGAACACAGACUUGCGAUGAAAGCGAGUGAAAACGUCCGAAAACCCAAGCUUGGACGAAUCCAGCUGGACACCUUGAUAAACUAUCGGGGAAAUUUUCUUUUUGGUACGGUUAGUCCGUCCUGCAAGGGAUGCUACAUUAAGGCUUGGUGCUGGACGGUGGGCUAUCGUAUGGUCUGGCAAUCCACUAUUUUGGGCUUCAACACAAUGCUUUGUAGCUAUCUUUUCGGCGAGGAAGUGAAAGUAUUCGAUUUGAAGAGCACUUUACUAUGCUUGUCGAUGUUUUUCUCAGUUUCAACCGUUUGCAUGCUCCUAUCCAUUCUUUCGACCGCACUUGUGUUCAUAAGAGAGCACGCAUUUAUGCAGUCAGAUGCAGUACCGAAGUAUGUGCUGCAAGAUCUGGGGACAGUGCCUGAGAAGUUAAUCUCUUUGAUGGCGGAUCCGUGUGCGAAGUUCGGGUCGAAUCCAACCAAAACGUACUGGAAUUGGCUUUGGGCGAUUAAAAAAGCGUAA